AUGGAGACGUUUGAGGCUUCUUCUGGGGGCUCAUCCUCUAUAAACCAACACCACGGUAAUGGUAUUCAUUUUACUGGGGCUAAUAUCCAAGGAGACGUGAACAUUGGUGGUAAGAUGAAUAAAGCACCAGAAAGUAUACAGAACCGUUGCCUACGGUCGCUGUCCUUUACAUCUAUGGGAGAACGUUCCAUGAUGAUCGACACUGCCACCGACGGGACAUGCGAAUGGCUAUUUCAACACGCAACGUAUAAGACCUGGGUUGCUUCUAAUUGUGGUUUGCUCUGUAUUAAGGGGAAGCCCGGCUCAGGAAAGUCGACUUUACUUAAAUAUGCUCUGGAUAGUGUCGAAAAAGCAUACAAUGCCCCGGGAAACAAUGCCAUAAUUCUCUCAUUCUUUUUCUACGGCCUAGGCGAUGAGCUCCAAAAGACACCGCGUGGCCUCUUCCUGUCGCUUCUUCAUCAGCUCUUCCGCGAGGUUCCUGGCACCCUGCCAGAUCUUCUGGCUACCUUCGAACGACGGUGCGAGGAGAGGGGAAAGCCGCCUAAAGCGUGGCAGUGGCAUGUAAACGAGCUGCAAGCCUUCUUCCAGUCCUCACUUCCAAAGGUCUUGAAAUGCCGCCCAAUCUGGCUAUUUGUUGAUGCGUUGGACGAGUGUGGCAAGGGCAGCGCGAUCAAGUUGGUAAACACGUUCAAGCCCUGGCUCCAAAAGCUCCCGCCAGCUGGUUUCCAAUUCCGUGUCUGCUUUACUUGCCGCCACUAUCCAAUUCUAGACUUUGGUGGUGGGCUCGAAAUCUGCGCUGAGGAAGAAAAUAGAAGGGAUAUUUCGAUUUACGUGCAGGCCCAGCUUUCUACAAUUCCGGGCCCUGUUCGAGAUUUGAUCGCUAGAAGUGCCUCUGGUGUUUUUAUGUGGGCACAGCUCGUAGUCACUCGCGUUCUUGACCUCGAACGUGAAGGGGCUGUUGGCCGAGGAAAAAAUCGGGUCAUUCCUAAGGAACUCGGCGAUAUAUAUAAACAGCUCGUCAAGGGCAUGAACGAGAAGUCAACUUCUCUAAAACUGAUCCAGUGGGUCUGCUUUGCUGAGAGGCCUCUGUCUUUGGACGAAUUGCGGUGGGCCAUGGUCGUCGAUGCAAAGCUUGAUAGUCCAUUCAAGUCAUUGGAAGAAUCCGAAGACGCGGCCAGUUUCCCAGAUGAUCAUGAGAUGAUAAAGAGGAGAGCCAAGACGCUCAGCUGCGGCCUUGUGGAGGUCGUCGUACAGUUGUCUCCCGAAUGGAUUUCUCCGCCAUGGUUCAAACCCAUUGUGCAGCUCAUCCAUCAGUCUGUCAAGGACUUUUUUCUCGAGAAGGGCCUAUUAAUGCUAGACAACGGCACGCACUUGGUCACUCAGUCAGCCGCCAUAACAAGAAACGAGCUGUUGUCCGAGUUUCCGCUGUUAGAGUACGCUAUAGAUUCAUGGCAUUUCCACACCAACCAGAGCGAGGCCCACGACGCCCCUCAAGAUGAUCUUCUAGACUACUUUGGCUUACCCUUGAGAGAUUUUACGCACAACUUGGAGCGACUUAACAAGAUAAUACGUCCACACCCCAUUCUCGAAAGAGGGAGCAGCCUGUUACAUAUAGUGUCACUAUAUGGGAUGAUAGGGCCACUAAAAGCGAUUCUUAAAAGGGAGGCAAAUCGAGAUACUUUUGAUAUCAACUUGAGGGGUAGUAGGGGUGGGACCCCGCUCUUGUGGGCCGUCAUGGGAGGGGAUGAGGCUGCGGUUAAGCUACUCCUUGAGACAGGCAAGGUUGAUGUUAAUGCAAGAUCUUUGGACGGUUGGACACCAUCCUUAUACGCCGCUCGGUGUGGACUUAAGGCUAUAGUCAAGCUGCUUGUUGAUACGGGCAAGGUUGAUAUUAAUAAUAUAGAGGAUGAGCUGAGGCAAGGCGUAAUCGAGUAUGCUCUCCUAGGUAGGCCUAAACCUACGAUGGAAUCUAUAGUCCCAUUAGGUGUUGUUAUAGGUGAUAGACUGAAGCACAAAUAG
Microsporum canis CBS 113480 is the source of this 2019-nucleotide messenger RNA. Its product is annotated as het-eN. NCBI's taxonomy places the organism in Eukaryota, Fungi, Ascomycota, Eurotiomycetes, Onygenales, Arthrodermataceae. Bases 1 to 2019 code for a protein of 672 amino acids. The transcript has 5 exons. Gene Ontology annotation, molecular function: protein binding. The record is from RefSeq and is a predicted model, not a curated record.